AACAUUUUAUUAUUUAGUGUACACAGGAAAGACCGUGGCGGCCAUGCUGUUGUAGGCUCCCACACAGCGUUGAUUUUUUUACCCAGCUUUUAUCUCUCCUGUAACAAGUGACGCCGCAGAGGGGGCGGGGCCUCUGUCAGGCCUGGUGGACGGUUUCUGUGUACAUGUGUAUCGGAUUCGAAUGUAUUCUGUGAGACAGCUCCUAGGCGAAGCGGUUCCUGAAAGAUCAGAGGAUUUAUUGCCAGUGGAGGAGAUGCUGGAAUAUCCCUGGACGAGAUCCCCAAAAUGAUAGGGAGGGGGAGUAUAUAGAGGAACAAAGGGGUCUGUACAAGAACGUGAUGAUGGAGAAUCACCGACCCCUCACAUCACUGGAUGGGGCCAGUAACAGGAAUACCCAAGACAGAUGUCCCCGUCCUCUUUAUUCCCAGGAUGAUACAGAAGAGAAUCACAGGGUCCCACAGCAGGAUCAGGGUGAAACCAGGAAUAAUAAUAUGGUAGAGAAUAUCAAAGAAGAAGAAGAAAGGUAUACAGAUGGUGUCCAGGAGUGUAAGGAGGAGGAAAUUCCUACACAUAUUAGCACAGAUGGGGCCAGUAACAGGAAUACCCCAGAGAGAUGUCCCCGUCCUCUGUAUUCCCAGGAUCAUACAGCGGAGAAUCACAGUGUCCUACUGGAGGAUCAGGGGAAAGAUCUAAUUCCUACUAAAGUUGAAGAUAUAAAAGAGGAAGAAGAAACAUAUGCGACGAGUUAUCAGCAGUGUAAGGAGGAGGAAAUCCCUACAGAUAUCAGCACAGGUGGACCGAACAGCAGUAUAACCUCAGCGGGACAGCGAGUGUUAUCUCCUGGUUGUGACAAUUCACAAGAUUCUGCAGGAGCAAACCCCAUUACCCCAAGUAUAAAUCCAGUACCUCACAGAGCAGAUAUAUCAUCCGGUCCCUCUAAUCACGGAGGAUGUUCUGAUAACUCAGAUGCCGUUACACUUGUUAACAAUCACAUAGGUGAUCGAACAUUUCCCUGUUCUGAGUGUAGGAAAUGUUUUACAAAGAAAGCAAAUCUCAUUAGACAUCAGAGAAGUCACACAGGUGAGAAGCCAUUUUCAUGUCCUGACUGUGGCAAAGGUUUUACACAGAAGGCAGGUCUUGAUUUUCAUCAGAGAAUCCACAAGGGUGAGAAGCCAUUUUCCUGUUCUGAAUGUGGGAAAUGUUUUACACGGAAAUCAAAUCUUAUUAAUCAUCAAAGGAUCCACCCUGGCAAGACUUCAUUUCCAUGCUCUGAAUGUGAUAAAUGUUUUAUACUGAAAUCACAUCUUAUUAAUCAUCAAAGAAUCCACACGGGUGAGAUGCCAUUCUUAUGCUCUGACUGUGGGAAGUCUUUCACAUUUAAAUCCAAUCUGAUCCAACAUCGGAGAGUUCACACAUUGGAGAAACGGUUUCCAUGUCUUGAGUGUGGAAAAUGUUUUAAGUGGAAAUCAAGUCUGAUUGAUCAUCAGAGAGUUCAUAAGGAUGAAAAGUUUCGAUGUCCUUAUUGCCCUAAGUGUUUUAUCCGUAAAUCCACUCUUGUUAAACACCAGCUAAUUCACACAGGUGAGAAGCCAUUUCCGUGUUUUGAGUGCGGGAAAUGUUUUACACGGAAAGAGGUACUUGUUAUACAUCAGAGAAGUCACACAGGUGAGAGGGCAUUUUCAUGCUCUGAGUGUGGGAAAUGUUUUAUAGAGAAAUCAAAGCUUGUUAAUCAUCAAAGAAUUCACACGGGCGAGAUGCCAUUUUCAUGCUCUGAGUGUGGGAAGUCUUUCACAAUUAAAUCAAAUCUUAUCAGGCAUCAGAGAGUUCACACAGGGGAGAAGCCAUUUUCAUGUUUAGAGUGCGGACAAUGUUUUACGUGGAAAUCUAGUCUGAUUGAUCAUCAGUGCGUUCACAAGGACGAGAAGAAGUUUCGAUGCCCUGAUUGCCCUAAAUGUUUUAUCCGUAAAUCCAGUCUUGUUAAACACCACCAAAUUCACACAGAUGGGACCAGUAACAGGAAUACCCCAGAGAUAUGUCCCCGUCCUCUUUAUUCCCAGGAUCACACAGAGGAGAAUCACAGUGUCCCACAGGAGGAUAAGGGGGAAUACUUGACUGAUCCUAAAGUAGAAGAUGUAAAAGAAAAGGAAGAGGAGACGUAUGUGAGGAGUGACCAGCUGUGUAAGGAGGAGGAAAUCCCUACAGAUAUCAGCACAGCAGAUGGAUGCAGAAGUAGGAAUAUCUCAAAAGGACAUCUUGUUUUAUUUCCAGAUGGCGAAAUAAAAGAUAACCACGGUAAAGGAGAUUCUCCAGGGGCAAUCCCUGUUACGCCAAUUACACAGCCAGUAUUUCAAGAUGCAUCGAUCUCAUCUCUUCCCUCUGAUUCUGAGAGGAAUUCAUAUAACUGUGAUGUUGGUACAUCUAUUACAGAACUUAAAGCAGAUAAACUAUCUCUCUGUCCUAUAGACUCCAGAUGUUUUACACAGAACACAAAUGGUAUUACCCAUCAACCACCUAAGAUAGGUCAGAAACCCUUUCCAUGUUCUGAGUGUGGGAAAUGUUUCAUGCACAAAGGAGAUCUGGUUAGACAUGAGAAAAUUCACACAGGGGAGAAGCCAUUUUCCUGUUCAGUGUGUGGGAAAUGUUUUACACAGAAAUCCAAUCUUGUUACACACAAAAAAACUCACACAUAUCAGAAACCAUUUGAUUGUUCUGAGUGUGGGAAACGUUUUGCAAAUAAAACACACAUGCUUAAAUAUCACACAGGUCAGAAACCAUUUACCUGUUCUGAGUGUGGGAAAUGUUUCAGUCAUAAAUCAUCUCUUGUUACACAUAAGAGACAUCACGCAGGAGAGAAACAGUUUUCCUGUUCUGAAUGUGGGAAAUGUUUCAGUCAUAAAGCAACUCUUGUUACACACAAAAGACAUCACACCGGUGAGAAACCUUUUCCGUGUUCUGAGUGUGGGAAAAGUUUUAUAGAGAAAUCUAGGCUUACCAGACAUCAGAGAGUUCACACAGGAGAGAAACAAUUUUCAUGUUCUGAGUGUGGGAAAAGUUUUAACUGCAAAACAAGUCUGUUUAGUCAUCAGUGCUAUAGCACAGGUGAAAAUCCAUUUUCCUGUUCUGAGUGUGGGAAAAGUUUUAACAGCAAAUCAAGCCUGGUUACUCAUCAGUGCCAUAGCACUGGUGAAAAGCCAUUUUCCUGUUCUGAGUGUGAGAAAUGUUUCAGACUCAAAUCACAUCUAGCUAGACAUGUGAAAAUUCACACAGGGGAGAAGCCAUUUUUCUGCUCUGAGUGUGGGAAAUAUUUUACAAAUAAAUCACAUUUGCUUACAUAUCACACAGGUGAGAAACCAUUUUCCUGUUCUGAGUGUGGGAAAUGUUUUACACGCAAAUGGGCUCUUGUUGCACAUAGGAGACUUCAUACAGGUGACAAACCAUUUCAGUGCUCUGAGUGUGGGAAAUGUUUUACAAAGCAAUCAAACCUUGUUGAACACAAGAAAGUUCACACCGGUGAGAAGCCAUUUUCCUGUUCAGUGUGCGGGAAAUGUUUUACACACAAAUCCAAUCUUGUUACACAUCAGAGAAUUCACACAGAGGAGAAACCAUUUGCUUGUUCUGAGUGUGGGAAAUGUUUUACACAGAAACAAUAUCUUUUCGUACAUCAGAGAACUCACUUAGGUCUGAAGCCAUUUUCUUGUUCUGAGUGUCGGAAAUGUUUUGCAAAGAAAUCGAAUCUUGUUUCACAUCAGAAAACUCACACAGGUGUGAAGUCUUUAUGUUCAGAGUGGGAAAGUUGUCAAACAUAAAUCAGGUCUUGUUACAAACAAGAGAUUUCACACAGACGAGAAACCAUUUUGAUGUUCUCAUUCUAGGAAAUGACAGAAACAGAUCCAAUUAAGCCAGAUGUUAUUCUGACACACGUACAGAGGUGAAGCUUUGUGAUUCCACCUGAAUCAUAUUUUCUCUUACGUCCUAGAGGAUACUGGGGUCCACAUUAGUACCAUGGGGUAUAGACUGGUCCACUAGGAGCCUAUGGGCACUUUAAGAAAUUGUGUGGGCUGGCUCCUCCCUCUGUGCCCUCCUACCAGACUCAGUUUAGAAAAUGUGCCCGGAGGAGCCGGUCACGCUUAGGGAAGCACCUGAAUAGUUUUCUGCAUUUAUUUUCUGAUUGUUAUUUUACAGGCAGGACUAACUAAAAAGUUAAUGGUCCCGUUUCUUUGCUGACAGGACACUGAGCUCCUGAGGGAGUCAUUCACAAGCCCCAACACAGCGAGCGUACCCUCCUGCAGCAUGCCACCACCCCUAACAGAGCCGAAGAUAGAAGAGUGGUGAGUAGGACGCCGGCAUCCCAGUUAGCGGGUCACCGGCGGUAAAGGCGGCACGGGGGUAGGAGCGCAGCGCUGAGGCUGCAGCUCCAGACUUCAGUGACAUGCUUUGGUGUGUCUCCACGUGAGGGGCGAGCUGAAGUAAAAUUUACUACCCACACUGGCGCUACCGCUUACAGGGGUUUUAACCCACUGGUAAGCAGCUAAAAUUACCUCAGGCCAAUAUAAAAAUUGGGACGACCGCGCACCAUUAAGGGGGCGGGGCUUCACUAUGAGUGGAUCCAGCAGCUCACCAGCGCGAUUUUCCAUCUGCAGAUCUCACUGAACAGUCUCACAGCGAGAGCGCAGCUCCAUCUUCAAGACUCCAGUUUACCUCAGGGGCUCCAGGGGGUUAUAGUAAAGGUGGGGGGAGCAAUACUGUAUACUAAACCCUUAUUAAGGGACUUAGUUUGCGACCUGGCUAAAAUCUUAUAGUGGCCAUAGGGGCACGGUGUGGCUGGCUCCAUCAUACUCUGUGUUUCCUUAGAGGGCUCUGUGUUUGUUUUAACUAUCUUUUAACCUCUUGUAUUGUUACUUGUGUUGCUUGUAUUGUUACUUGUUACCAUGUCAAAAGCGUGUGUCCCCUGCACUGCAGAGUGCUUAUUGUCCUCAGGGAGAUCACUACAGUGUACCCAGAAUAGUACACCUUCUCAGACUAGUGGGUCAGAACCGGUGUGGCUAGACUCACUAAAGGGAAUGAUAUCAAACAUUUCUCAUAAAUUGUCCCAAACUGAGAAAGAGACGCAAUACUUAAGACAGUCUAUGGAUGACCUGAUGAGUAGAGAUUCAGUGCCCAUCCCACCAUCUCAGACCCCUGCCAUUUGUCCCAAAAACAUACGCUGGCACAAAUCAUGCAUAAUGACACAAAUGAUGACAAUGAUGCAGAAGACUGUGAUGUGGAUUUAGGUGGGGGGUGCAGCUCUAUCACAGGGAAUACAGGCCCUAAUACAGGCUAUUAUUGAGGUCCUGCACAUUCCUGAUACAGUGAUGGAGGACACAGAGGAAUCUCAUUUCAAUGUAAAAAAGAAGUCCUCUGCUACCUUCCCUGCAUCUAAAGAGUUACAUUUUCUAUUUGAAGAAACUUUGCUCACUCCUGACAAGAAGUUUCAAAUCCCUAAAAGGUUAAUAACAUCUUUCCCUUUUCCACAGGAUGACAGGAAAAAGUGGGAAGCCUUGCCAAUUGUUGAUGCCUCAAUUUCUAGGUUAUCCCGUAAAAUAAUCUUACCGCUUCCGGAUGCAGCCUCCUUAAAGAACACGGCUGACCGCAAGAUUGAGACUACUCUCAAAACUCUGUAAACGGCUGUGGGGGUGGCCCAGAGACCCACUAUAGCUUGCGCUAGGGCUAUUUCCAAAUGGUCAGGUACUCUAAUAGAGGACUUAGAUUCCUUACAUAGGGGGGAGAUAGUUUUACUCCUACAACAUAUACAGGACUCGGCUAAUUUUAAGGUCGAGGCCCUAAAAGAGAUAGGCUUACUUCACGCACGCUCUACGGUCAUGGUCGUCUCAGCGCGUAGGGGCUUAUGGCUACGUCAGUGGAAUAAGGAUGCGGAUUCCAUGAAGGGUGUGGAAAGCCUAUCUUUCACAGGUGAUGCCCUGUUUUGAGAGAAACUGGAUACUUGGAUAUCCAAGGCUACGGCAGGUAACUCUACAUUCCUUCCUUCUGCAGCAUCCCCAGCUAGGAAAACCUACACAGCCCCAACUCUGCAGUCCUUUCGGACAGCAAAAUUCAAGGGUAAAUUCAAAGGUAAUUCUGCUACCUUCAAAGGUGAUGGAAGUAAACCCAGAAAACCUGCAACUGCAGGUCCGCAGGAACAGACCUCCGGCUCUGCUUCCUCAAAGCUUUCAGCAUGAUGGCGGAUCGCACUGCCUGGAAGACAUGCAGGUGGGGGCCCGCUUAAGAUAUUUCAGUCACAUAUGGGCAACAUCAGACCUAGAUCUCUGGGUCACAAAUCUUGUCACCUAGGGUUACAGACUGGAGUUUCAGGAACUCCCACCUCACAGAUUAUUCAAAUCAGGCUUACCAGCUUCUGCAGAAGCAAGUAUGACUUUACAGGCAGCAAUAAUAAAACUGGUACAGACUCAGGUCAUUGUUCCAGUUCCACCUCAUUUACAGAACAAAGGUUACUAUUCCAAUCUGUUUGUGGUUCCGAAGCCGGAUGGUUCGGUAAGACCCAUUUUAAACCUCAAAUCACUGAACCCAUAUUUGCGGGUCUUCAAAUUCAAGAUGGAGUCUCUGAGAGUGGUGAUAUCAGGUCUAAAGGAAGGGGAAUUCUUGGUGUCUCUGGAUGUCAAGGAUGCGUACCUUCACAUCCCAAUCUGGCCGCCUCAUCAGGCUUAUCUAAGGUUUGCAUUACAGGACUGUCACUACCAGUUCCAGGCCCUGCCUUUUGGCCUGUCAACGGCACCACGGGUCUUCACGAAGGUCAUGGCAGAAAUUAUGUUCGUCCUCCACAGGCAGGGAGUGAAAAUAAUUCCAUACCUGGACGACCUACUGAUAAAAUCACCAUCCAGGGAGAGACUGCUGGACAGCAAUGUAAUCUCGACUCGACUGCUCCAGGAUCACGGGUGGAUUCUGAACCUAUCAAAGUCUCACCUGGAACCAACGAGAAAACGUCCGUUUCUGGGAAUGAUACUGGACACGGAAGCAAUGAGAAUUUCUCUGACGUCCUAGUGGAUGCUGGGAACUCCGUAAGGACCA
This is a messenger RNA of Pseudophryne corroboree (corroboree frog), 7062 nucleotides long. RefSeq names its product zinc finger protein 84-like. Lineage: Eukaryota; Metazoa; Chordata; Amphibia; Anura; Myobatrachidae. Gene Ontology annotation, cellular component: nucleoplasm. The record is from RefSeq and is a predicted model, not a curated record. The coding region runs from base 339 to 3806 and encodes 1155 amino acids. Gene Ontology annotation, molecular function: RNA polymerase II cis-regulatory region sequence-specific DNA binding; DNA-binding transcription repressor activity, RNA polymerase II-specific. Gene Ontology annotation, biological process: regulation of transcription by RNA polymerase II. The transcript is spliced from 11 exons.